CCCGCCCGCUCUCCACCCCAGUCCUCUCGGCUGGGAAGCCGCAGAGCUCAGGUGGAUGUGGACGGCCGUGUUGGAGCUCGGGGAGCUUUGCCCCUGGGUGGGACGUGGAGGCUGCUCUGUGUGAAACUGACUUCACCCCUCCCGGCAGAGUGGGAUGUCUUACUUUUACCGACAGGAUUUCAAACAGCAAGGCUUUUACAGAUGUGGUUUCAGAGAACCAGCUUUCCCAGAGAUAAGAAAGGGUUCAAAGGGGCGAGAUGACACCGCAGGCGGAGACGUGUUCCCUGUGACCCCAUGCGGCUCGAGCCGGUCGGCCGUUGUUUCCGGACGCCUGGCAAGCAGCCGCUCACUUCCUCAGUGCAAUGCCAUUUUACUCUCAGCUGCACGUCUCAGAUUUGAGAUGCCAGAUAAGACUGGAUGCUUCUGCUCUGUGCUUACGAGCAGAGCCAGAUAGGAGGGAACGCACCCACACUCCAGUUUCCCAAUUCCCAUUUUGCUUGAGAAGGUGGUGGACUUUCACCCACAGUCCAAUGUGGAAAGCAGCUUGUUCGUACGCUGUCAUCCCUGCUGGCGCUGGCACUAUUGUAGAGCUUCUCUCCUUUCCUCUCUGCGUCCCACCUCCUGCCCUGGUCUCGCCAUGGCGCCGAGAGGAGGAGGAGAGGGGGUGCUGGGAGGGUGGGAAGGUACGCGCAGCAAGGAGGCACCCACAGCACGUGGCUCCCGCGGCAGCCUGUGCCCCGCCGGUUCCAGGGGUCUCUAGCAGGUGCCGUCUCUCCUCGCUCCAGGGAAUCAUACUGCCCCAGAUCCUAACCGGAGUUGCAGCCAAUCUCGUCAACGCUCUCGUCAACUAUCUGUUUCUCCACGAACUGCAUCUUGGGGUGAUGGGCUCAGCACUGGCCAACUUGAUUUCCCAGUUCUCCCUGGCUCUGUUCCUCUUUCUCUACAUCAUCUGGAAGAAACUGCAUCGAGCUACCUGGGGAGGGUGGUCGCUGGAGUGCCUGCAGGACUGGGGCUCCUUCUUCCGCCUGGCCAUCCCCAGCAUGCUCAUGCUGUGCAUGGAGUGGUGGGCCUAUGAGAUCGGGAGCUUCCUGAGCGGAAUCCUCGGCAUGGUGGAGCUGGGGGCCCAGUCCAUCGUGUAUGAACUGGCCACUAUGGUCUUCAUGAUACCCACGGGCUUCAGCGUGGCGGCCAGUGUCCGGAUUGGGAACGCGCUGGGCGCUGGAGACAUCGCGCAGGCCCGGAGGUGCUCCGUGGUCUCCGUGCUGGUCACAGAACUCUUUGCUGUAGCCUUUUGUGUCCUGCUGUUAAGCUGUAAGGACCUUGUGGGGUACAUCUUCACGACCGACCGGUGAGUGCCGAGAGGAGAAACCUGCGGUAGAGACACGGCUGGGCAGGUGCUGCCACG
Messenger RNA from Myotis brandtii (Brandt's bat), 1405 nucleotides. Its product is annotated as multidrug and toxin extrusion protein 1-like. Bases 363 to 1352 code for a protein of 329 amino acids. Gene Ontology annotation, biological process: transmembrane transport. Gene Ontology annotation, cellular component: membrane. Lineage: Eukaryota; Metazoa; Chordata; Mammalia; Chiroptera; Vespertilionidae. The record is from RefSeq and is a predicted model, not a curated record. The transcript has 6 exons. Gene Ontology annotation, molecular function: xenobiotic transmembrane transporter activity; antiporter activity.